AUGAUCAGCUUUCAAAAGUUCAACUCAGUGACUCACCGACAACAAUUCAACAUUAAGUUUGAAGUCCCAUUCAAGCUGGAAGAUCCAACUUAUGAGAUGUUCGAGUGCUUGCUCCUGGGGAAGACUAAAGAGCUGAAUAUUGGGCAUGGAGCUGUCGAGUACAUAACUGUUAGACCGCUAAUCAUGCCUGGAAUCGUAAAGGUUGAGCCCCAUGUGCAGGAUGCAGUUCCCACGGUGGACGUCUUGCACUCGGAGGUACCCAGUCUGGUGGAAAUGGCGGUGAUUACUUCCACGUAUUCACCUACUAUCAUUGCCGAAGCAAAUGAGAACAUGCUCAUUUCUCGCGAGGAGACGUUCGGCGGAAUCGAGAAGUCAGGAUAUGAAACGAAUCAUCACCAAGUCUGCGACUUUGACUAUUGA
Messenger RNA from Aspergillus puulaauensis, 420 nucleotides. RefSeq lists its product as uncharacterized. The record is from RefSeq and is a predicted model, not a curated record. NCBI's taxonomy places the organism in Eukaryota, Fungi, Ascomycota, Eurotiomycetes, Eurotiales, Aspergillaceae. Gene Ontology annotation, molecular function: oxidoreductase activity, acting on the aldehyde or oxo group of donors, NAD or NADP as acceptor. The transcript is spliced from 2 exons. The coding region runs from base 1 to 420 and encodes 139 amino acids.